AUGCUGAAACGUCGUUUGCUUAGUGAGUGGCGCCGUGCUGUCCGUAACUCGCGCUGGAAUGCCGACGCCCAUUUGAGAGCCCAUGAACGUUCUGUAUCCAUCGAUCAAGAUGCAAUUGUUCGGGUUGAUACUUGCCAGUUAGCUGCUAAUAGUCCAAUAGAGGAUUUUUAUUCUGCAGCAAAAUGCUUAUCGUCGAAUGCAUUCUUGUUCGGUGUCUUUGAUGGCCACGGUGGCCAAUCAUGCAGUAGGCAUGUAUCCAUUUCAUUGUUCCCGUAUAUAUGUGCUUCAGUUUUACAAAAACAUGAGGUGAAACCACUUCCGGUGGAAAAUCGUCUGGAAUGGCUUUUCAGUAGCGCCGACGCUCAUAUGCCAAAUUUGUUUAUAAAUUCUCAGAAACAACAGGUUAUUGAUUACUACAAGGCUUUCACUAAUAACAAGGAUCUUCACACAGUUCGCGAUGCUCUCAAAUUUGCUUUCGAAUCAUGUGAUGAGAAUCUGUGCCGUGCUGCAUUGCCAGACAAUAGGGGACAAAUUGAUAGGUUAUCCGUAAUGACUGCUGCCUCGGGAUCUUGUGCAACGUUGGCCCAUGUACGGAAGCACAACCUUCAUGUGGCAAACGUUGGAGAUGGUGCCGCUGUGUUGGGUGUUGUAAAUCCGAACGGUAGUGUCGUCGCCCGUCAGCUAUCACGAGCUCACUGUGUGGACAACACCGACGAGGUUAACCGAAUUCGCGCAGCGCAUCCAACCUCCGAAACACAUGUGCUCCGAGGAGGACGAUUGUUAGGAGAGUUGUAUCCUUUAAGAGCUUUUGGUGAUGUUCGAUUCAAAUGGCCCAUGGAUCUUCAGAAGGUGGUACUGGAACCCUUGGGAAAUCCUGCACCUCCAAAUCUCUAUACACCUCCUUAUUUAACAGUUUCACCAGAGGUUUUCUAUCACAGACUAACGGCAAAUGACAAAUUUCUUGUACUUGCAACCGAUGGUUUAUGGGAGUGGCUUGAUCCUGAUACAGUAGUGCGGUUGGUGCACGAUCAUACACUCGGCACGAUGACAUUGCAACCGUAUCAGCCGAAGUGUGGUACCCCGCUCAAACAGGUUAUGAUUGAACUGCAAGAGCGAAAGGUUGGCGAAAACACCCAUAAGAAGCCAAUAGAUGAGAACUGUGCCACACAUAUCAUUAGACAUGCGCUUGGUGGUGUGAGCGGCGGACAGAGUAAGCAGUAUGAGAGACUAAUCGAUAUCUUACAGGUACCUCCGGGGCGAGCCCGCAACUAUCGUGAUGACAUCUCUGUCAUAGUGAUCCAUUUCAAUGAGCAGUACCUUAAAGAAGAGGACGAGUCAGUUUCUUCUCAGGAGACAUUAGAGAUGCAUGCGAAGUAG
Molecule: messenger RNA, 1377 nt
Organism: Necator americanus (New World hookworm)
Lineage: Eukaryota; Metazoa; Nematoda; Chromadorea; Rhabditida; Ancylostomatidae
Exons: 12
Coding region: 1-1377 (458 amino acids)
Biological process (GO): protein dephosphorylation
Cellular component (GO): mitochondrion
Molecular function (GO): [pyruvate dehydrogenase (acetyl-transferring)]-phosphatase activity; cation binding
Source: RefSeq, a predicted model, not a curated record